AUGCCGGCUGGGAUCGAGCUUGCUCGUCACGCCUGUCUCCCAUGUCGGAGAAGCAAACGGCGUUGCGACAGAAAGCUUCCCAGCUGUGACCUUUGCAUCAAAAAAGACACUGAUUGUAACUACCCUGGUGCUCGAACAUCCGAGAGAGAUUCACGUACAGUAUACAGCCAGACACCGGAUAGUCAGUCAUCACCGGAGACCGUUCGGUCUUGUAACACUGAAGCUAGUGCUGUCUACUUCCUGGCACCACACCUCUUCCGACAAGCCCAGCUCGAACUGCCCCGGUCUGAUUUCCCAAUUCCUGCAGAGGUCUCAUCACUAAUUGGAGAUGCAUCCUCUAUACGAGAGAUUGCAAAAACAUUUUUCUCAACCAUUCAUUUAUGGCUUCCCAUCAUAUUCAAAAAGGGCUUUUUUGUUUCCAUGUUGAAUCCGUGGACGCAACGACAGACGGAGCUCAGUCUUCUCGCUCUAUGCAUGAAACUCUGCAAUACAGCACCAUCCGAGGAUGAUGGCUCCAACAACUUUCUUUAUCGCACUGCAAAACGUUUCCAUCAUGAGGUGGUAACAGCUGGCGUCCUUUCGACACACGUGCUCCAAGCUGGAUUGCUUAUUGCACUCUACGAGAUGGGGCAUGCUAUGUAUCCUGCCGCAUAUUUGACCGUGGGUGCAUGUUCACGAUAUGGACUAGCUCUAGGUAUACAACAGAAUUGCUAUCCCACCUCGGCUGCUGACGAUGGUUUGGAGAUGCGUGGGCAGCGUUCAUGGAACGAGGUUGAAGAGAACAGAAGGGUGUGGUGGGCUGUUUUAACAUUUGAUCGAUUUCUGAAUCUCAACAAUCCCGCAAGACCACUAUCAACCGAAGAUCCAACCUUUGAUACGUAUUUGCCGGUAGAUGAUACAUCAUGGAACGAUUGCACUGCCAAAGCUAGUGAUUCUGUCAAGAUAUCAACCGGUUUCUCACUCAAAUUAGGAGGCUUCGCCAGGUUAGCUCAGGCUACUUAUUUAUUGAGCCAGGCAUUUCAUUCUGUCGCACCAUCAGCAGUGAUAGAAGAUGGUAUAAAGGACCUCGACCAAACAGCACAAUUACGCCGAACCUUGCUCGCUCUUGUACACGCUGCAGAUAGCGAAGCAACCCAUCGAAGGCUAGACUUUUGUGCUUCGUCAGAAUUGAGUUUUAGUGCAAUUCUACUACUUCAGCAACAUCACUUCCAGCAUAUCGCUAUUUUUAAUAUGCCAGACGUACUACCGGGGGUUUCAUUUGACCAUUUAUGGUCUGAGUCUUUCGAGGCCGUAAAUCGGUUGAUCAAGGCGGCUGCAUCGUACAUCAAUCUAACGACGGCUGAGCCGAGCAAAGCGGACUGUAUUCCGAUAUUUUUCACUCAUGUCUUGUAUCAGGUGGGCUGUAUUCUCCUGAUGUUUACACGAGGCGCAUUGUUGGAUGGGAAAAUUGGCGAGAAAUUAGGGGUUGUCAAGAGUUUACUUUUACGAGUAAAUGCACGAUGGCGGGUUGCUGGCAUUUAUGCCGAUGUAUUACAAGCUCAAGAAAUCGAAUUGGCUUCAGAAACCCACAACACAACUCGACCAUUUGUUUGCUUGACCUGA
Talaromyces marneffei is the source of this 1602-nucleotide messenger RNA. RefSeq lists its product as uncharacterized. The transcript has 5 exons. Gene Ontology annotation, cellular component: nucleus. NCBI's taxonomy places the organism in Eukaryota, Fungi, Ascomycota, Eurotiomycetes, Eurotiales, Trichocomaceae. The record is from RefSeq and is a predicted model, not a curated record. The coding region runs from base 1 to 1602 and encodes 533 amino acids. Gene Ontology annotation, molecular function: zinc ion binding; DNA binding; DNA-binding transcription factor activity, RNA polymerase II-specific. Gene Ontology annotation, biological process: regulation of DNA-templated transcription; DNA-templated transcription.